Paramecium sonneborni is the source of this 849-nucleotide messenger RNA. Lineage: Eukaryota; Ciliophora; Oligohymenophorea; Peniculida; Parameciidae. The record is from the annotation of a GenBank genome assembly.
AAAAAAUAUACCAUCUUCUUACCAUGCAACAAAAGUGUUGUUGUUUGCCAACUCAAAAAGCGUUUCUUAUAAUUGUCUAUCUAGAUAUUAGCAGAAUCAUUUGGGGUUUAACCUACUAUCCUUAUUAUUUCUAGGAACUCUAGCAUGUGCAUUCAUGUUUUAAAAAGACUCAUCCCUUUCUCUUAUUAUAUCUAUCAUGGAUAUCAUCAUCAUUGUAUUUCAAUCCUCCAUUGCUCUCUACAUUAAUAUGAGAGCUUUAAAACAACAAAACAAAAAACCCAUCUUUAUCUAUAGAAAAUUGAAAGUCUUGAGCAUUUGUUUUAAUGUACUUGACAGAUUAAUUGUUCCCAUUAUCAAUUGUACACUCAUUUUUAAAGAUGUAAUAACUCUAAUAUUUAGGAUUAAAAAGAAGCAAAAUCACAGUACUGUGUACUUGAUAUAUUUGUUGCUUUAAUCAUCACUUCUAUCAUUUGGAAUCUUAUUGAAUAUUAUUUCUAUACCAUUGUUAGAGAUUUUGUUCUCAUAUUAUAAUCCUCAUGUAUUUCUAUUUUAUUAUCCUAGAAAAUCGAUCACUACGAUACAUGAAUGACAGCAAACUUAAACUCUUAGAAUAAUAAAAUCUAGCCAUUGUUUUUGAAGUUCAAGGAUUAAGACCAACCUUUCGUAGAGGAGGAUAACCUGUUAUUAUUCAAGAAAAGGUAGAAUAAGGACUACUCAAAAGUCAUUAAGAGGUUUAAAAAAUGUAAUAACUACCAUUACAAAAUAAUUAAAGUAUUCAAUAUCUUUAUUCCAGGCUUUCAAGUUUAUGGUUCUCAGCAAGAACUAAUAGAAAUCAAUUUAAUUCAAUGA